AUGUCCUCUAUGUAUUCAUACGCCUGGGACGCUUUCUUCUACCUUCUCCAUUCAGCCCACAAUGUGGCAGCUCUAAAAAGGAAAACAAAGAAGUCACGAGUGCCUGCGACCCCGGAGGACACAGGACAUGGCCAUUCCUCCUGCCCAGCAGGCAGCGGGGCGGAGGAAGAAGAAUACGAUGAACUCAUUCUCCCGGAGAAUCGCGAGGAAGGGCUGUCUCAGGAUCCUACGCAAGGUGGGUCAGGAGGGCUGAGGGAGGAUGAAGGGACCCCGCAGAGGCUGAGGCUCAUCCUGGUGGGAAAACCCGGAAGCGGGAAAAGCGCAACAGGAAACAGCAUCCUCGGCCGGAGAGUGUUCGAGUCCAAGGUCAGCGCUCGGCCCGUGACCAAGGCCUUCCAGCGGGGGCGCCGAGCGUGGGCGGGGAAGGAGCUCGAGGUCAUCGACACCCCCGACAUCCUGUCCCUGGGGGCGGCGCCGCAAGGGACUGCUCGGGGCGCCUGCGAAGCCUUGGCCUUCUCCUCGCCGGGGCCCCACGCGGUGCUCCUGGUGACGCAGCUGGGCCGCUUCACCGAGGAAGAUCAAGAGGGGGUCAGGCGCCUCCAGGAGCUCUUCGGGGCGGGCAUCCUGGCCCGCACCAUCCUGGUGUUCACGCGGAAGGAAGACCUGGACGGCGGCUCCCUGGAGGAGUACCUGCGAGAGACCGACAACCGGGAGCUCGCCAGGCUGGACGUUGUCUGUGAGCGGCGACACUGUGGCUUCAACAACAGGGCGCAGGGGGCGGAGCAGGAGGCCCAGCUGAAGGAGCUCAUGGAACACAUCGAAGGCGUCCUGUGGGAACACGAAGGCCGUUAUUACAGCCACCAGGCUUACCGUCAGUCCCAGCGCAACGUCCUGCUCCAGGGAAAGCCGGCGGGGCGGGUCCCCCAGGGCCAGGGCUCCAAGGAAGGGCUCAGUGAGGAGUCCUAG
Molecule: messenger RNA, 966 nt
Organism: Mesoplodon densirostris (Blainville's beaked whale)
Lineage: Eukaryota; Metazoa; Chordata; Mammalia; Artiodactyla; Ziphiidae
Gene: GIMAP6
Product: GTPase, IMAP family member 6
Exons: 3
Coding region: 1-966 (321 amino acids)
Cellular component (GO): cytosol
Molecular function (GO): GTP binding
Source: RefSeq, a predicted model, not a curated record